CUCAACACUCGCUAGUUGAAGGAAAUUCAUAAAUAAAACACAAAUUAUAUUCAAUAUAAACGAGCAAGCCCAGCUAGAGAUUGUGUGAAAAUGUUUCAGACGAAAAGUAUAUAAUCUACCCUCAAAUUACAGCUACAUAUUGUCAUAUGUAUUAUAUAUGCUAGUAAUUUGAACAACAAUUAUUGUCUUUCUCUUAAUAAUGGGGGACCGGGACAUCCCAAGUGUACCCAUCACAACAUUAGCUGGCCUAACCAGCACAUCUGACUUGCUCAGCGAGUUACCUGUCUCAGAUUGCCUUCAGAGUGCUGCAUCUUUUAAUAAAUCGCUUCUGUUUCAUUCGUUGGUGGCCAACGAAUCAAAUAAUCUAUUGUCUGUGCGCGACGAAAAUCUAGUAAGGCAGUUGGUGAAUGCCAUCGAGCAGACGAACUCUGACAAUAUAGAACUUAAGCCGCAAUAUACCAUUCAGCAGCAUGGCGCCAAUAUUAGCACAUAUCCUGAACUGCUUCAGGGUAUUUAUAACUAUCGCCCAACUGUUUUUAACACUCCGCGCAGAAUCGCUUUAAAUGAUUGCACGUACCAGCAACAGCUUGCGGAACAUUUGCAGAAAGAGCGCCCUGCGGAAUCCCAGCACAUGGGCGUUAAUGUUAAUGAUAUGUGUGAAGAAUCGUACAAUUUAAAUGCUGAGCAUCGUGUGCAUCCGCCUGCAAAAGAGAGUUUAGCGCAAUCAAUCAGCAUCGAUGUUACUCGUCAAUUAUCUGAUCAGCGCGAUAAUAGACCAUGUAGGCUUCAGGACGAAUCCAUGGAUGUUCUUAUUCAAAGACAACAACAAUACGUGCAGGGCAUGAAAACUUCUCCAGCAGAUACAGCAAUACCGCAGGAGCAGCAGUCGUCACUAAUUCAAGUAUUGAAUCAGCACGGACACCAGCCCGAGACGUGUUAUCAAUCACAGCCUAAAGACCACAUGAAUAUGGCAAACAACAAGAGCACGAAAUUAUCAAUUAGCCAACAGCAAUUAAGUAAGCUUUCAGAGUUAACAGAUACAUUACAUCAGAACGCAUUUCAAGCUCCGACAACAACUACAUCGACGAUUCAAGGAAAUUUUCAAAAUGUGCUGAAUCUGCAAAGGCAACAGGUAGCCGAUGGAAGCCUAUCACAGCAGCAAGAAGUUUUAAAAUCACAGCAACAAUACUCUAAACCACAAUCGCCUCUCACCGCUUCAACCUCACUAGCGAUUGGUCACAAUAAUAGCACAUUUUUACACGAUUUUAAUCAAUAUACGAAUCUUACAUCAACUGCAACUUCUACAUCCACAUCUUCAAGCGGCAAAUCCCAGGUUCGGGUAUGUAUAAAUCGCCUUAGCGUUGAAGAUGCUCGACUCAUGCAACAGAGUAUUAAAAAGUUUGUACAAAAGUCACCAGAAUUGGCUAGAGAUAUGGGGUUACUACAGGAAUCUACUACUAACAAAGACAAUGACAGUGAAUAUCUGUCCUUAGCAGCUGAGUUCAGUUCAGUUGGAGUGUCUGGUGUUCCUAAAAUUGAUCCAACAAACCCGAAUGCUGCUGCACAAUCAUCUGCAUCAUUAGAUAUAUUUACUGUUAUUAAAGCAGAUGAAAAACGUACUGGAACAAAAAGAAAAUUGGCCAUUUCACUGGGCGAUAUUCCUCCAGAGCAAAUAUUCUCAAAACCCAAACUGCGUCGGGUCGAACGUAUUAUGGCGCUGUCAACUCCAAAAAGCACUAAGGAGGAAGUCAUCCGAUCGCAAACAUACCAACAGUUUAUGAGGAAUAUGGAUCAAAUAAUUGAAAUGCUGGACGAUACGGAAUCCCCAAACUUUGAUUCAGAGGAUGUUGAUGAUAAUAUAGAGUGCAUUUCGUCAAAACUUCUUAACACAAUGAGUGAUGACGUUGCCAAGUUAAAGGCCAAACAAGCACUGGAUUCGAUACCGAAAAACAAAUUAACACUUCUUAUUAACUACGCCAUGCGCAACGUUUAUUUGGCAAGAAACUAUUCUGCUGGACCGGAAGACGAAGAUGAGAUAGUUGAUGAUGAGGUCAUUGAAAAAAUAUUGAACGCAAUGGAUGCGUGCUUACUUAUAUGCAACAUAUAUUCAACAGUGAGCGACUUAAAGUUUUUGCAAGAGGAUAAUAUUUCACACAUUAUUAAAUUUGCUCAGUUUCAAUUGCGUGAAACUAUAUUUCCGUUGCACGAUCCCGUGUAUACUGUAAAAAGUGUUAAAAAAUCUAGUCAACGUAAAAAAACUAAGUCUCAUCAAAGUCACCACCGGAGCCUUCAGCUUUUCUACUCUAAAGUCGUUGAGCUUCUAAAGGUAUUUGUGGCACUCUUCGAUAAAUGCAUAUUUGUCGAUACCAUAGUGCUACCCUUGUCGACGCUCGCUAUAGAGCCUUUCUUUGUAGACAAUAUUGAAACACUGCAAUUUGUUUGCCUGGAGCUAGUUACCACUAUAUUUCGAAAGGAAAGAUACGAUAAAAUACGUAACAGUAUUUUGGGUGACAUACUAUCUUCUAUUGAUCGCUUACCUUCGUCAAAAAAGAAUCUUCGGCCAUAUAAGCUUACAAACAAUGGGGGUAAUAUUCAAAUGGUUACUGCACUAGUGCUCCAGUUAAUUCAAUGCGCUACAAUUUUGACGGAUUCUCUUUGUGAUACCGGUAGAGGUAAUGCCAAAUUUACUCACAUUUUUGAUGAUGAUCUACCAAGCGGUGCUUCACAAAUAGUAAAGCCAAAUCAGGAUAUCCUUGUGCUGAAAAAGUACGAUGUCGCUGUUAGUAUUGGCGGUAACUUUUUAACGACUUUUUUAAAUAAAUGCAAGUCGCGCACCAACGAAACUGAUUUUCGUCCGCUCUUCGAAAAUUUCAUUCAUGAUCUGUUGGCUACUGUCAACAGGCCCGAAUGGCCAGCCUCAGAACUGUUGCUUUCAUUGUUGGGCACAAUGUUAGUUCGUUAUGUGUCUGAUAAAGGUAUAGAACAGAGUAUUCGCCUUGUAUCCUUGGAUUAUCUUGGAAUUGUAGCGGCACGUUUGCGGAAGGACACCGUAGAGUCGCGUUGCAAAGUAAAUAUAAUUGAUUCUAUGAUAAAAUCAAUAAAAGCAGAACAAGAAAAGGAGGGUGACUUGCCAAUAACAAAUACAAAAAUCGAGCUUCAUCCAGAAGAGCAACGAACGGAGUUUCUUCAAAAAAUUCUUCUCGAUUUUCUCGCUGUAAAUGCCCAAGAGGAAAACUUAAUAUGGGACUACGCCCGACAUUUUUAUUUAGCUCAGUGGUACAGGGAUGUUAUCUAUCAGCGACGUCGAAUAAAGGAAGGCGAAAAAGGUUUUGCGUCAAAAAAACCAAAAUCUCAUUUAAAGCAACGAACUGCGGAUUAUUCAGACGAAUCAGAUUCGGGGUCUUGUGAUGAAAAUGAUCCCGAGGACUCUAAUAAAAAUGGAAAUCGCUCCGUCGACGUUGUUGACUAUGAGCUCAAUCUUGAAAUUUUUAACGUUUUGGAAGAACGCAAACAAUACUUGAUCAACAAAAUAAAACCAUGUUCAAUGGGCGAGCAGAGUCAUCAACACAUUAAGACUUAUAUAGAUUAUAAUAAUGCACAGUUGAUAGCUCAAUAUUUAGCUACCAAGCGGCCAUUUAGUCAAUCGUUCGAUGGAUGUCUUAAAAAAAUAAUUUUAGUCGUAAAUGAACCAUCAAUCGCUGUGCGGACGCGAGCAAUGAAAUGUCUGGCAAAUAUAGUUGAAGUGGAUCCCCUGGUUCUGAAACGAAAGGAUAUGCAAAUGGGUGUUAACCAGAAGUUUUUAGAUACAGCAAUAUCGGUACGGGAAGCUGCAGUUGAUUUAGUUGGAAAAUUUGUUCUUAGCAAUCAGGAAUUAAUCGAUCAAUACUAUGAUAUGCUAUCGACUCGAAUAUUGGAUACUGGUGUUUCAGUUAGGAAACGCGUGAUAAAAAUUUUACGCGACAUAUGUAUUGAAUAUCCUGAUUUCGAAAAGAUACCUGAAAUUUGUGUAAAAAUGAUACGUCGCGUAAAUGAUGAAGAGGGCAUUCAAAAGCUAGUUACAGAAGUAUUUAUGAAAAUGUGGUUCACACCAUGUGUAAAAAAUGACAAGCACGGUAUACAACGAAAAAUCAAUCAAAUCAUUGAUGUUGUGAACUCGGCCCAUGACACGGGUACUACAUGGUUGGAAGGUCUUCUAAUGAGCAUUUUCAAACCAAAAGAGAAUAUGGUAAAGCUUGAUGGAAGCACGCAAGAAAUUGUUAAGAAAAAUACGGAACCACCACAAGAGAUUGUCUUGGCUUGCCAGCAAUUAGCCGAUGGUCUUGUGGAUCGGCUAAUUGAAUUGGAGGAUACCGACAAUGCUCGUAUGCUGGGCUGCAUAACUACACUUCAUUUGCUUGCUAAAGUACGCCCUCAACUUUUGAUUCGGCACGCGAUGACAAUAGAGCCAUAUCUGAACAUCAAAUGCCAUUCAGCGUCUGCAGCAAAAUUUAUUUGUGCUGUUGCUGAUAUUCUGGAAAAGGUUGUGCCUCUCGUUAAUAAUGCUAGCGAAUCGUUUUUGGCAUCUUUAGAAGAGCAUCUGAUGCUGCUGGUUGUUUCACGAAAUCAAGCUGAAGUUACCAGCUGUGUUUCUUGUUUGGGAGCGCUUGUAAAUAAGAUAACGAAGAACUAUAAAUUAAUCCGCGACUGUUUCCAAAAGUUUUACCGCGUGCUGGAGCUGUCUAGAAACCAAGUUGAACAAAACGGGUUUAAUAUAGAUAAUAUUUACACACCUAGCUUUCGGAGAAGUCUAUUUACGAUUGGUAUUCUAAUGCGAUAUUUUGACUUUAAAUCCCCCAUCGCCUUAGGUGAAUCAUCUAAUGGACUUCCUGCCACAAUAUGCGAUAACGUAUUUGAGUGUUUGAUGUUCUUUUGUGGUUGCUCAAAUCACGAAAUUCGUAAACAAGCACUUAUAUCACUUGGCUCCUUCUGUGUUAUGAACGAUGACUAUCUGACUCGAUCAGAGCUUAAGCAAUUUUACUGUGAUCUACUUAGCUCAUCCUCAAAUGAUGCCGGAACAAAAAUAAUAUGUAUGCGUAAUAUUUGGAUUUAUUUGACUGAAUCGGAAAUGUUUAUGCAUAACAAAGAGAAAGAGUGGGAAAAGCAAUCAAAGCACGAAGACUUAAAGGAAAUGAAUGAUGUGUCGUCUGGUAUGGCAAGUCGUAUCAUUCAGCUAUAUUUGGAAGAAAUACUUGAUUGCUUUCUAAAUCGUGACGACGCAGUUCGUCUAUGGGCAGUAAAGGUCGUACAAAUUGUGUUGCGCCAAGGAUUGGUGCAUCCCGUAAGAAUGGUACCAUACUUGAUAUGUUUGAGCACCGAUUUAAAGGUUGAGUCAGCGCAUAGAGCAGAUGCCUUGCUAAAAGACAUUGAUAAAACAUAUUCGGGCUUUGUGAAUAUGAAAGUUCAAUUCGGCCUUCAACUUUGUUUCAAGCUGCAGGAAAUACUGCAAGUAAACAACAUGGCGAAAAAUGAAAUAAUUCGGGGCUAUGCCAAACGCGGCCCAGAUCAAGUAACGACAGCUUUAAAUGACUUUCUGUAUACAUUACUCCGAACAACAAAACCACAAAGACGAGCGUUGGUUCAAACAGUAACAAAACAAUUUGAUGAUAAAAAAACAUCAUUACAGCAAAUGUUAUAUAUUGCCGACAAUCUCGCGUACUUUCCAUAUGCGGUCCAGGAUGAGCCCUUAUAUCUGAUACAUCAAAUAGAUUUGCUUAUCUCAAUGGCUGGCACACAUCUUUUAACCACUUUUAAAGAGCAUCUGAGACCAAGUGAUAAGGGAGGUGACAUUCUUGAAGACGAUGACGAUGAAGACGACCCACAUGUUCUUUUCAGUCGCUUACCUGAAAAUAUGACUGAAAUCAAAAAGUGUAUAACUUCUGCACAGGCGUGCAUGCUUCUUCUUGUACUAAAAGAACAUUUAAAGGAAAUGUAUGGUCUAACUGAUAGCAAAAUAUCACGUUAUUCGCCUUCUGAGCAAAAGUUAUAUGAAAAAGCCGUGACACGUAGAAGUGUCGCAGACUUUAAUCCAAGAACAACAAUAGAUGUGAUUAAAAAGCAACAUAUCCAAAACUAUACAAGCACAGAAUCUGAUUGUUUUUCCAGAGAACUCACGAGUGACGAAAAAUUGGAUCUUGUAAUAAAAUACUUGGACUUUAAACAACUGAUGCUUAAACUGGAUCCGGAAGAUGCUGAUUCUGAUGCAGAUGAAUCUCGAGAAAAGUCAAAAUUAAAUAAUUCCGGACUCAUUGAUGAAAGAGAUAGCUCUUUCAAUUCCACCAGGCCAAGUCAAAUGCUAAAUGACAAGCCAAAUUCAGUUUCUAUGCCAACGGGUACUCAAAGCAAUAUUCAAGCAUCAACCACAUUAACGGCUGAAACGCCUUGUACCAAUACACCGGCUUCACGUACUGCAAAAUCAGCACUAUCCCCUGCGAAGUUACUUGCCCGUAAGCAGAGCCAACAACGUAGUAAAAAAAAGCGGCGCAAAGUGAUGUCGUCUGAUGAAGAUGAUGAGCGCAGUGGCGAUGACUAUGCGUGAAAUGUUUCAUUGUCUCAUUGUUUAAACCAUACUUUAUAAAAGGGAACAGAAAUUAUAUAAAAUGCUAUUGAAGUAUAGGCUUAAAUUAUAACGAUCUUAAUUAGUGCAUAUAAUAUAUGUAUGAAUGUAAGCAUAAUUUAUUUUUUAAAGUAGAUAUGUGUAAUAGCAAGUAAUCACUAAUUUUAACAUUUGUUCGGCUAAAGUAAGCUAAGUAUCUUUUGUAGUAUCUGAAUUUAUCUUAAUCGGUUAUGUUGGAGAAAUCAAUACAAUAAAAUAUAGUUUGUGUAUAUUUUUAUAUCGUAUCAUAUUGAUUUAUAAAUUAUUUAGAAGCUAUCUAUUAAUAAUGUUCGUUUGGGCUAAGCUAAAGCCACGGUUUAAACCAGUUCAAGGAUUCGGAAUACCACCGAAGCGGUAUAUCCUACAAAAUUAAUCAUUGGUAAUAAAAUAAUGUCGUGUUUCAGCCAUUAUUAAAGAUGCCUAGUGUAAAAAGCUAUAUAAUAACAAUGUCAUGAUGUUAAAGAAUAUUUCUCUAUAGGGUUAUGUUUUCAAAUUUUCCCAAAUCUUUGUCAUUGUUAUGAAUAUUAAUAUGCAAGUUUUUCUUACAACACAUUUUCAAAUACUGAGAUUUUAUGAAAAAAGGUUUUUUUUGUCGUUUCAUUCUAUAGCGAUCUUAAAAAUCGUUGCAAGGAAAUAUAAUAAAUUAUUUUCUUGUUUUCUUUUAAUCGAAAGCACAUAGAUUUAUCAAAAUAAUCCAACUGGCACAUUACUAGGAUUACAUUCUUUGGUUAUAAUUCAGCCAAAUCGAAUCAUGUACAUUAUUUUAUUUCAUAGUUGCAAACUAAAAGCUCUAAUAUUAUUUCAAGUCACACAUAUUGUACAAAAAUAUAUUUUCAUUUACUUUAUAAUAUAAAAAAU
This is a messenger RNA of Drosophila novamexicana, 7489 nucleotides long. RefSeq names its product nipped-B protein (gene Nipped-B). The coding region runs from base 200 to 6574 and encodes 2124 amino acids. Gene Ontology annotation, biological process: establishment of mitotic sister chromatid cohesion; establishment of protein localization to chromatin; regulation of gene expression. NCBI's taxonomy places the organism in Eukaryota, Metazoa, Arthropoda, Insecta, Diptera, Drosophilidae. Gene Ontology annotation, molecular function: chromatin binding. The transcript has 23 exons. Gene Ontology annotation, cellular component: Scc2-Scc4 cohesin loading complex. The record is from RefSeq and is a predicted model, not a curated record.